AUGGCAAGCAAGAUGCAGCUGGACGAGUGGGCGCGCGUGGCGAAGGUGGACCCCAUGAUGGUGCACUACGGCGUGAUGAUCGUGGGCGUGGCCGGCUCGGUGAUGAAGCUGACGGCCAGGGCUCACAGAGAUGUUUUCUCACUUUCUAGUGACACGGUUGCCCGCAGUAGCUGGGUGCCAACAGGCGCAUUGCUGGCAUAUCGCCUAGCAGCAGCUGUGUUUUGCACAUGCAUCAUGGUGGGCGAGAUGGCCACAUUUGGCAUCAAGGAGAUGAGGUUCUUCACACAGUGGACUUUUCUCCUUUUGGUGUUUUAUUUCAUCGUUGCCACACGUUCAUCGUGGAUGCUGAUGAGGAAAAAAGCAGCAAAGGGAGCCAGGAAGCAAAAGCCGCGUUUGGAUGCCAUUUCCUUCUUCCUGGUUGUUGCGUUUCAUGUCAACCUUGCGAUUGCUUGUGUCAUCGACAUCACAUUUUGGUUUCUGAUGAUUCCCAACUACGAGGCAAACCAUCCAGACCCUGCCACUCGUGAAUAUCUUGGGCGGAAGUUCUACUGCCUCUACAGCUACGUUCAACACGGCUACAAUGUGGCGCUCUUGUUGGGCGACUUCGCACUGAACGACAUCCCGUACUUGAGGAGCGUCGCCCCUUGGAGCAUGCUUUGGGCCAUCGCGUACGGCAUCUUCACGUCUGCCUACCACAGCAGAACGGGCACGUGGCUGUAUCCGUUUGUGGACACGACCAACUUGGUGUCGUCCAUUUACUUCGUCUGUCUUGCAGCGUCCCUCCGGCUGUUUGGAUUCAUGCACAAGCUGCUGUACUGCUUGAAGUGCUUUCUCAUCAGAGCCUCAAGGGAUCGGAGCGAGAACGGGGCACACAACGGGAAGAGCAUUUGA
This is a messenger RNA of Ostreobium quekettii, 891 nucleotides long. The record is from the annotation of a GenBank genome assembly. NCBI's taxonomy places the organism in Eukaryota, Viridiplantae, Chlorophyta, Ulvophyceae, Bryopsidales, Ostreobiaceae.